Molecule: messenger RNA, 2651 nt
Organism: Carlito syrichta (Philippine tarsier)
Lineage: Eukaryota; Metazoa; Chordata; Mammalia; Primates; Tarsiidae
Product: putative tetratricopeptide repeat protein 41
Exons: 11
Cellular component (GO): Cul4-RING E3 ubiquitin ligase complex
Source: RefSeq, a predicted model, not a curated record
AUGGCCACAGAAACGCUAAAGUUAUUAUAUUUUGAGUAUAAGGUUGUCCCCGGGCAAAGUGAAAUGAACCAGAAGACAAAUGAGAAUGUAGAAAGCUAUGCUCAAUUCCUUCUAAAACCCCAGAAACCCAUUAAGCCCUAUAUCUGCUCACCUCUGAAUGAUUUUCAAGAGGAGAGAGACUUUUUAGCAAACAACAUCUUCCCUCAGCUCAAUGAUCUCUGCAGUUCCCGGGGCACAUACUUCAAAGCUGUGGACCUCAGUUGGUCAGCGCUUAAGGCCCCGAAAUCCUUGCCCUCUGACCUGCUGCGACAAUAUUCUUGUCUCCGCUCCCAACAUCUCAAGCUCUGUCUCGAUUAUGUGAACAUCUGCUUCCCCUUUUUCAUCUGCAUGCUGGGUCAGACAUACGGAGACUUUCUUCCUGACAACUCACCUUUCAUGUUCGCCAAAGCAACUGACUUGUCCAAUUUAUCCAGUGUAGAACAGAAUCUCUACAUUGCUGCAAAAAAUGGUUAUCCUUGGGUCCUGGAGAAUCCCAACUGCAGUCUAACAGAGUUUGAGAUUAUCCAAGCAGCAUUUCUGAAGGAGUCUCAAUUUCAGUACUUUUACUUUAGGACUGGAGCCACACUGCUGAAGACUUUAGAUGAGCAAAAAGAGGACAGACUGCCCUCAGCUCCUCCAAUCAAUGAAGAGGAAAAAUUGAGGAUUGGAAAGCUCAAGGCCAAGAUUAUUAGUAAAGGGCUUCCCGUCAGAUUUUAUAGAGAUCUCCAUGAGUUGGGUGAGCUGAUUUUCAACGACUGGUCAGUUGUGAUAGAAAAGCUUUACCCGGCCACUUUAAUGAUUGAAAAUAUAGACUACAAGCACAGCUUUGAACAUUUCUAUCAUGAAGAGUUUACUGAAAAGUGUCAGCAGUUCGUUAUCUCCAAGGAGUCAAACAGGACCUUUGAAAUCUUGGAAAGAUUUGCCUUAAAGGAUGUGGAACUUGAUUCCAACACUGCAGCUGCAGGUUCCAGUUUGGAUUCAGUUCUCAGAAUCAGUUCCCUUCCAACUGACAAGUCAAUUUUGCUCUUGUCUGGAGAACGUGGUUGUGGGAAGUCCACUCUGAUUGCCAACUGGGUGAAUUAUUUCAAAGAGAAAUAUCCGAGUAUGUUGAUGAUCCCUCAUUUUGUGGGGAGUACCUGUGAAAGCAGUGACAUCAUGUCCGUGAUCCAUUACUUCAUCACAGAAUUACAGCACAAAAACUAUGGAACUCAGCUCGAAACGGAUGUUCUUAAUGAAGACUCAGAUGUCUUGAUCUUUUCACUACUUGUGGACGUGUUCAUUGCUUCCAUCAGUUUAAAGCCAUGUAUACUUGUACUAGAUGGAAUUGAAGAAUUGAUUGGCAUUUAUGGAGUUUCAGGCCAGAAGGCAAAAGACUUUUCCUGGCUGCCAAGCUCGCUAUCUCCUCAUUGCAAAUUUAUCAUGAGCACUGUCUCCUCCAGCCUGUCCCACAAGUCGCUAUGUGCCCGCCCAGAUGUGAGGACGGUGGAACUCAUUAGCCCAGGAGAUGAAGAAACAAAACUAAACAUCUUUCGACGGCAUUUCUCCUUUCCCAUUCCAGACCCCUUCCAUCAGAGCAGACAAGCUUUGAGGAAAAAACCAAACCUCAGUCCUUUAAAACUCACAAUCCUGGCCAAUGAACUGAAAGAAUGUCGAAUUUACCGAAAUGAGUUUCAGUGUAUGAGGGAGUACAUGAAGAUGGUCUCUGUUCAGGAGCUCUGGGAAUUGAUCCUGAAACGCUGGAUUGAAGACUAUAGUUGGACUUUUAAACCAAAAAAGGCAAAGUCAGAUGCUGUGUCUUCAGGAGAAGGGUGGGAUGGCUGGGUGGCCGACGCCCUGUGCUUGCUGUGCGUCUCACAUUGUGGGUUGGCCGAGGAGGAGCUGCUCCAGCUUCUGGACAUGCUGGGCUACAGGAAUCACUACAAAGUGACCCCAGUGCACUGGGCUGCCUUCCGCAAUGCCACCAGACUGUGGGUCCAGGAGAAGCCCGACGGUCUUCUGUACUUCCAGCACCAAUCCCUGCGAAGUGCGGUGGAGCACAAGCUUCUGGGAGCAAUCACUCCUGUCAGAGAAAGCAGUUCGUACACAUUUCGGAACCCAGCGAACUACAAGAAAACCCAUUUUCACCAAGUCUUGAUCAGAUAUUUCCAGCAGCAAAGCACUUUCUGGAGAGUGUACCAAGAGCUGCCAUGGCACAUGAAGAUGAGUGGGUGCUGGGCCGAGCUGUGCGACUUCCUCUCAAGCCCGAGCAUCACAGACUUCAUAUCAAAGAUCCAAAACCCGAGUUUCUGGACACGGCUACACCUCGUUCACUACUGGAAUGUGCUGUUGGAGACCGGCUAUGAUGCUUCUGGUGCCUAUUUACUCUCGGUGGCCGAGAUGAAAGCAGACCAGUGCCAUAAAAUGAGGAAGCGGUGUACGCUCUCAGUCCUCUUUGUCGUCCAGUACUGCCGAGGUGGCCUCCAUCCAGAUGGGAACAGAUACUCUUUGACUUUCUGCUUGGGUGACUUGGCCAGGACCCAUCCAGAAAUGUCAGGGCUUAGGGAUGCGGGAGGGGGCGGUUCUGUGCAGGAAGCUGACCGCUUACCAGAGGAAGAUGAGAUCUCCAAGGGAGG